UCCCAAUGUUUACUUGUAUUUUAUUGUGAGUUAUUUCAUUUUGUUUAUUUGUUUGGCAUUUGCUGGCCACCAUAACCCGAUCGAAUAUUAUGUCGAUUUUUGUGAAGGGUGUUUGCGAAAAUUUCUGUCCAGAAAAAGAGUCAAAAUUGAGGAUCAAGGAGAAGCUCUUGCACUUUUUUGAACUAAAGGAUGGCCAAAAGCACAUACCAGGCACACUUGUUAAAUGCUUUUCUAGAUCAGCGGCAGACAAAAAAGCUUCGAGGGCUGAAGAUUUGCGGACCGAGAGAUGCCUUCAAAAAUGCACAGAAUACUUGUUAAAAGAUGUUUUUAUGGAUAACAGAAAAUCUUUUAAUACUGUUUAUGAUUUUGUUUUCGACCGCCUACGAGCGGUGCGUCAAGAAAUUGUCAUGCAAAACUACAAUGCUCAACAAACAAUUCGGCUGUUGGAACCUAUGAUUAUGUUUCUGAGUUACAGUCGCUACAAGCUAUGCGAGGAAGCUAUAGACAAUUUCGAUCCCAAAAUCUGUGAACAGCACCUGCAGGAAUGCCUAAAAAGAGCUCUCGUAUGCUACGAUGAAAUAGGUAUAAAUGAUAUGAAUCUCUUGGAAAUACAACGACGAGCUUUAAUAGAAGCAUUAUAUCAAGUUUUUAACUUGGGAUCUGUAGAGGCCAUGAGACGCUGCCUAACUUUGGUAGACGCGAUAAGACUGGAUCCUUUGUUUUCCGUAGUAUUUAAAAUUUCGUUAAGCUAUAUGCAGGGUAAUUUCUACAGAGUUCUAAAUGGCCUGCAAAGUCUUCCCCAUAUUUUAUGUGCAAUUGGUUCCUUGAAAUUACCUGCAUUGAGGAGACAUCUUUAUUGUGUGUUUUCUUACGCUUAUAGUAGCAAACAAUUAAUGGUACCUGUUGAAUUCAUUACCCAUUUAACAGCUCAUGGCAAUAAAGCUGAAGUGUACGAUGAUUGCAAAUACUACAACAUAAAAGUGAGCGACGACAACCAACACUUGCAUUUUCAAAAAUCAGAGUUCAAAUUCGAUGCAGCGGUAUUAAAAUGCAGACAUGAACGAUUUGUAGAUAGUAAAUUAAAAAAUACAUAUUUGCCAGAAGUUUUAUUGUUAAAAAAAUUUUGAAACUGGAGAAUAAAUAAAUUGUACACUAACUAA
This is a messenger RNA of Stomoxys calcitrans (stable fly), 1160 nucleotides long. Its product is annotated as SAC3 domain-containing protein 1. Gene Ontology annotation, cellular component: spindle; centrosome; nucleus. The record is from RefSeq and is a predicted model, not a curated record. NCBI's taxonomy places the organism in Eukaryota, Metazoa, Arthropoda, Insecta, Diptera, Muscidae. Bases 90 to 1127 code for a protein of 345 amino acids. The transcript has 5 exons. Gene Ontology annotation, biological process: spindle assembly; centrosome duplication.